Molecule: messenger RNA, 1732 nt
Organism: Mangifera indica (mango)
Lineage: Eukaryota; Viridiplantae; Streptophyta; Magnoliopsida; Sapindales; Anacardiaceae
Product: shikimate kinase 1, chloroplastic-like
Exons: 11
Coding region: 373-1275 (300 amino acids)
Cellular component (GO): chloroplast
Molecular function (GO): shikimate kinase activity
Source: RefSeq, a predicted model, not a curated record
UUAAUUUAUGAGGAAAUACGAAACUACCGUAUUUGUCAACUCAAACACCUACCGCUAUGUUAUAAGGGCACCUUUCUCAAACCAAACCAAAAAUCAGAGCCUCAAGCGGAUAAAGCCUUGAAUCCUUAACGCAUUGUUUGUUUCCUUCUUCCUUUUUUCGUCGUCUCAAAUCUGCUCCUGCUAUUGGCUUCGAAUCUGCCUUUUGAUUUUUUUUUUGUCGAGGGAAAAUCAGAGGGCGGAGGAACGAGUUUUGAAACUCUCUACAUUUUAUCGGCUUUCAAACGUGAAAUUGGAUCGCAAAUAAUUUGAGCUUUGGCUUAAUUUAAGCAGUUAUUAAAUUAUCUGUGAUAUAGGGCUGCUUUGACGGUGAUAAUGGAGGUCAAAGUGUUGCAAAAUUUACAAUAUCCUACAUGGGUUGAUUUGGACAAGUUUCAGAGAAAACCAACCGGUUUGGUGCGGUUUUCUCGUAGAAUUAGGGAAGAUAAGGGGGUUCAAGUGUUCAUAUCGGCUCAUAUGCAGCCUAAUAUAACUUCAAACCGGUAUAAAUCUGUUGCUCCGGAGGUUUCCUGUACUUUCAAAAGCUUUCCAGCUUCAGUAGUGGAAACUGGAGGUUUUCAUGCUCCUCUUGAUGAAGCUUUAAUUUUGAAGAAUAAGUCGCAAGAGAUUGAGCCAUAUUUAGAGGGUCGCUCUAUAUAUCUUGUUGGAAUGAUGGGCUGUGGAAAAACUACUGUGGGCAAGGUUCUGUCCGGAGUGCUUGGUUAUUCGUUUUUUGACUGUGAUACCUUGAUAGAGCAAGAUGUGAAUGGAACUACUGUGGCUGACAUAUUUAAACUCUAUGGAGAGGGUUUCUUCAGAGAUAAAGAGACUGAUGUACUCAGGAAGCUGUCUAUAAUGCAUCGACUUGUUGUUUCUACCGGUGGAGGUGCAGUUAUACGUCCCAUCAACUGGAAAUAUAUGCAUAAGGAUAUUAGUGUCUUUUUGGAUGUACCUCUAGAAGCCUUGGCAAAGAGAAUUGCAGCUGUAGGUACUAAUUCUCGCCCCCUUUUGCAUUAUGAAUCAGGCGAUGCAUACACAAAGGCUUUCAAGCGAUUAUCAACUCUUUGGGAAGAGAGGUCUGGAGCAUACGAGAAUGCCAAUGCUAGGGUUAGCUUGGAAAAUAUUGCAGCCAAACUCGGUCACAGAGAUGUAUCUGCUCUCACACCAGCUACCAUUGCAAUUGAGGCACUUGAACAAAUUGAGCAAUCCCUAAAGGAAGAGGGUGAGAUGCCAUUUUAGUUGUGACAGAGCUGCAAAGUCUGGUGCUUGGAUUUCUAUCCUCAUAGAAUGGGUGACGUUCCUAAUUUUAGUAGUGGAACGUUGUUCAUCUUAUGUUUAAUAAUGGGGUUGCAGCGCAUAGCAAAGCUAUAUCAAUUUAGAUGCAUAUCUGUAUAUAUUAAUUGAUAUAAUUUUACUAUGGCUAAUCCCAUGUAACAUUGAUGAUGAAUGAUCACAGUGUCUUGUAUGUCACCUGCGAGCCAUAAAAUUAAAAUUUUCCAGCUGCAAAAAAUAUUCUCAGAGCACCAAGAUUCCAGUUUCACGGAUGGAGCACAAGAUUUUUGUUCUGGGAAGUAAGCUAUAUUUUUAGUUUAACCAUAAAGUGUAUAAUUGAUGUUGUGAGAUAUGGAAUUUGCAUUACUUCACUGUCCUAAUCAAGCUUUAUAGUGAUUAUAAUAGAAAUCUCAAUUGAAAUGUA